UAGGCGCCGCGCCGAGUCAGAACAUAGGACAUUUCUUUGCAGUCAUGUGAUUAGGGCGAGGCAGCAGGAGGGACCAGCAACUCCGAGGCUGUCUUGCAUACCUGUCCACAUCAGCAAGCCCACUAGUGUGAGUGAGAGGCAAGUUUACUGAAUCAUACUGGAAAGACCGACGAUUACAUGCUCGCUUUGGAACUGGGAAAACCAAAAAAAAAAAAUAAUAAUUGUUGAAUUAUAAUUAUAACAAGGGAAACUCUGGUAUUACCAGUUGAAUAUGAAAGAUUGGAGAGAAAACGUGUAUUUUCUUAUAUAACAACACGACUAAAAAAUACAAGUACAUGAAACCAGUCAGUCUGAAGGUUUUUAUUUGUUUAUUUAUUUUUUAUACAUAUAGUAAUUGCAAAUAUAUACAUAUAUAUUAAAUCUAGGCUCUGUGGGAAACAUCUGGAUUUUACUAAAUAGGAUUUUCUAUUGUCGUUACUUACAGAAUCUUCCAAGUUUUAGUUACAGACUUUAAAAAUGGCUUUGUCUCAGCUCCAGUGUUUGGAUGAUAACCAUGUAAACUGGCGGUUAAACGAAUCUAAGCCCGAGUUUUACUACAGCGAGGAACAGAGGCUAGCUGUCGAAGCUUUGUUGUCAAGUGGACCCGACGCUUUCCAAGAAGUUAUUAAGAAGCACAAUAUUCGGGACUUUUUAUCAGAACCAGAGCUUGAACGGAUUUGCAAGGUGGUGGAGAUUUACCAGCCAGGCUCUGAAAAUGUCAAAGGAGACCAUGAAAGCGGCGAUGAGGAGAGCCAAGCCGUGUCCCUGCAAUACUGGCCGGACAAUUCUGACAUUUCCAUCCCAAAACUGGAUAGGGGAUGGCCGGACAGCGCGUCCUACAGAGGGGUGACCAGAGCGAAUGUUUAUACACAGCCACCCAUGGAGGGACAGACGCACAUCAAAGAAAUAGUCAGGAAAAUAAUCGUUCAGGCACAGAAGGUGAUAGCAGUAGUCAUGGACCUUUUCACAGAUGUUGAUAUUUUUAAAGAUAUGCUGGAUGCAGGUUUCAAGAAAAAAGUAGCAGUCUACAUCAUACUGGAAGAGACUAAUGUUCAUCAUUUCCUGCACAUGUGCCAGAAGGCAGGGAUGCAUGCAGGCCACCUGAAGAACUUGAGAGUGCGCAGUAUUGGCGGGACAGAGUUUUACACGCGUUCAUCGUUGAAGAUCCGAGGCUUAAUGAGCCAGAAGUUCAUGUUUGUCGAUGGAGACCGGGCUGUGUCAGGCUCGUACAGCUUUACGUGGACUGCAUCCAGAAUGGACAGAAACCUUAUCACGGUCCUUACAGGACAGGCUGUGGACACUUUCGAUAAGCAGUUCCGAGAUCUCUACUUGAACUCCAAAGAAGUUAACUUGAAUACUAUUAAGCUGUUGGAAGAACCAGAGCCUCAACCUGUCCCACAGGCAGCCCCGCCACCCGUCCAAUCCGCCGAAGUAGCACGAAAGAUGAUAAACCCCAAAUAUACCAUUCUAAUGGCUGGUAACCAGGAGACUGCCUCUAAAACAUCUUCCGGAAAGAACAGCGACAAAGCCAAAGCAGUUCCGGGACCGGUCGAGGUCAAACAGGAACUCCCGUCAGUCCACCCGGGACUUCUUUACCUUGAACGGGCCUACAUGAUUAAUUAUGUACCAACAUGGCCAGAGCCUGAUCCCCCAAGCGACGUCAUUGGCUUUAUUAACAUUAGAGACUCGAAGAAACCCAAUCAGGCUCACCUGAUGAGGUCAGAGCUUUUUAAAACUUCACAAGCAAUACGAUUCAAAGAACCUUUUACUCCAGCGCAACACCCAGACACCCAGGAUCAACCCGCUCCUCAGAAAACAGAAAAGGCAGCCAAGGAUUCCGCCAAGGUCCCGGAGCCUGGAAGCAGUGCUAAAGUGAAAAAGAACGAUGUCGUGCGUGCACCAAAAACUGAACACAAGCCUUUAGCAAAUGAACAACCAAAAAAAUCCUUGGGCAAGCCGACCCCACCAGUUCCUAAACCCAGAACUGUUCAUUUAGUAUUAAACAGUAGUUCCACUGCUUCAAAUGAAAAUCUAGAUAUUGCAGAGGUUUCUAACAAACCUCACAAUUCAGCCAGGCCAAAAACAGAAGAACAGCAAGAAUCAGAAACUGAACUUGAUGUGGCAGUCUGUACAGUGGACAGUAUUGAAGCUCAUACAGAAGAGGAGGAGGGGGAAGUGGAAGAGAGCAGUGGUGAUGACAUUAACUCCAGUGAAUUUGUCAACGACGAAUCAAGUACUUCUUCAGCAUCCGAGGAAUGUUUUGAAUACAAUGACUCCGACAGUGGGCUCCAGGGAACCAAGCAUGAGCAUAUCCUCAAUGGUGUGAGUCAUCAUGACCCAGAGGCUACACACCGCAUGGCUAGGUUCUCACAGUCUCUGGUGGACUUACGGCCCGAGUCCCAAAAGAAGUUGGACGAUAACCAGGAACGAACCAGCAAAGCAUUAGAGGACAUAAAGGGCUUGGAGAAAAGACAGAAACUCCCUGUAAAUGAUCGUCUGUAUUACGGUAGGAAGCAGAAGCAGAUGUAUCAGACGUCAUCCAGAUCACCAGCCAGCACCAUCCAGUCGGACGGUGAAAACCAGACGCACCGGCUAGCAAGAGGCCCGAUAAAGGUGGUGAUCGCCAAGCCUGGCAGCCACCACCGGACCACCAAGACGUCAGCACCUGUCAUCGGAGGGCAUAAGUACAGGCAGGACAAAGCCAACAGUCUUUCCCAUGUCAAAUCGAACAGUGGGCACAGCUCUCCCAACAGACUAACCCGGGACAAAGUGUCAGUAGACAACUCCAUGACGCCCUUCGGGGUCUCCUGUUCCAAACUGUCCCAGAUCAAACAUCUGAGGAACAAAAUCCCACAAAAGAGGAUGCCCCUGGACCCCUGACACAAACCAGUUAUUAAGUAGAAUAACUGUUUUAAAAGCAUUGUACUGAUGCGUUGUUCUAAUGUAUAUAUUUAAGAUAUUUAAACAGGGUAGAUCGAAGGUGUUACGAGUGCAGGAGAAUAUAAGGCUAAUUGUAAAUUAACUGUGCACUCGCCUGGUCGGUGCACCAAUACCAUGUUGCAAGGAUGGUGAGGCCAAAGGUCAUGCCAGUCCAGGGAAGGUCGCCUGCCACCGGGUCUCUGAACAGAUGCAUGGCGUCGGCUCGCGGCAGGUGGCAUGUUGUGUUCGGGAUGAUCUUUGCCGGUAUUGCAUUCAAGUAGACUUUCUCCAGAUUUUGAUAGCCAUCGAUUUUGUUAAACGCUGUCGGAGAGAGACAGAUAUAUUUUUUAUAUGGUUGCCUGAUAAUAAAAAAAUGAUUUUUAGGACUGAUACAUAUAAUGUGUUGUUCUGAAGAGACCUUUACCUAUCAUGGCAAAAGAUUGUAACAUGACUUGCUGGUGAUAAUUUGGCUUCAAAGGGGAAUGGUAUGUAUUUCUGGCAUAGCAGUAAGAAACUUCCAACAUAUCAUUUUUAUUGGUUUUUAUUUUUCUGCCUGUCAUCUCUCUGAAUUAACCUGUUUGUAUUUAAGUUAAGCAGUGUUUUUGUACUGCUUUGCACUCCUCUUUGCCUCUCGACGUAGUUUUGACAGCCUGAUUGCUCUAUAGAACCGAAAGGUCAUGUCAGGUCUUGAACUACGUCACUCUCACAUGAAACUCAUCAGACUUUGGAUAUAAAUACAGAUGCAUUUUGUUUUACAGUUCUUCAAAGCGUUACCUGCUAUGCUGUUUCUGCAUGCUAGCUUUCUCCAUGCAUGUUCUUUUCUAUACCUCUGCAUAAGGGUGUGGCUGCUAUUAUUAUUAUUAUUUGUUUAUUCAGUAGACCCCUUUAUCCAAGGCAACUGUGCUCAAGGUCACACAGUGAGUGAACCGGGGACCUCCUGGUUACAAGCCCUUUUCUUUAACCACCGGACCACACUGUGACCCGGGUUAAGCUGCUAAUCCCCGGUACCACCAGAGGCAACUCAGUAAUAAACAAUGAUGAUGCAUGGCAACAAACUGCUUAUACUACUGUGGGUUGUUGCGUAAGACCAUAGGUAUGUUUUGUCAUCACUGUGUACAUACAAACUAAUAAAGAGACUGUUUGAAUAUA
This is a messenger RNA of Acipenser ruthenus (sterlet), 4107 nucleotides long. Its product is annotated as protein FAM83G-like. Bases 517 to 2919 code for a protein of 800 amino acids. The record is from RefSeq and is a predicted model, not a curated record. Lineage: Eukaryota; Metazoa; Chordata; Actinopteri; Acipenseriformes; Acipenseridae. The transcript has 5 exons.